AUGAUGCAAAUGAUUCAAGUUAAAAAGGCUGGAAUGGCAAAAUACAAUGGUGAGAUUUGUCCCAAUAUUCAUGACAAACUUGAGAAGUUGAAGAUGGAAUCAAGGAAUUGCUUUGCAACCUGGUGUGGACAAUUGGAAUUUGAGGUUGAUCAUUUUCAGAGGAGGUACAUAGUGGACCUAAGUACUAGGACAUGCAGUUGCAGGAGAUGGGAUUUGUCUGGUUUGCCUUGUAGUCAUGGCAUCAGUGUCAUUCAAAUCAAUCUUGAGCAGUCAGAAGCCUAUGUGCAUGAGUAUUAUAGCAAGUCUAGGUACUUGGAUACUUAUGCAUUCACGAUACACCCAGUUCCAGACAUGCAUAAGUAUGAGGAAUGUGGCCAGAAAUUAAAUCCACUAGAAGCAAAGAAAUUAACAGGCAGACCAAAGAAGUUAAGAAAUAGACAAGCAGAUGAGCCAAGAAAUCCACACAAGGCAUCAAGGAAGAGCAUCAAUGUGACAUGUGCUAAGUGUUUGCAGAAGGGGCACAAUCAAAGGUCAUGCAAGAACAAAUUGCAUCCUAAGUCCAAAAUGAGAUCUACUAGUGGGCAAUCAUCUCAACCUGUAUCAACUCCUACUCCUACUCUAACUCUAACAACAAACAUCCUGUCGUGA
Camellia sinensis is the source of this 648-nucleotide messenger RNA. NCBI's taxonomy places the organism in Eukaryota, Viridiplantae, Streptophyta, Magnoliopsida, Ericales, Theaceae. The record is from RefSeq and is a predicted model, not a curated record.